UCCGCCAGGGUACUAUUUCCGCCCCGGAUUCGGCAACGGCAGCAGCUCAUGGCAUGUGCACUUGCAGUACGGCGGGUGGUGCAACACCCUGGGGGACUGCAGGUGGCGCAGCCACACGUGGCUCGGCUCUUCUAACGAGACUUUGCAAAACCAGAACCCGUGGAAAUUCGCGAACUGGGGUUACAUGGGGAUUCUCAGCCUGAAUCCCGUCAUGAAUCCGCGUUUUUACAAUUGGAAUCUUGUGGUCCCAAUUUACUGCGAUGGCGGCGGGUUUGCCGGGCGGGCGGGGUUCAAGAACUGGAGCGCGACCGAGGGAGUGUAUUUGGAUGGUUGGAAAAUCAUCAAAGCUGUUCUCACAGACGUGACAGAUUUCAAGGGCCUGAAGACGGCCUCCCAGGUGCUGCUGUCGGGGGUGUCGGCGGGAGCAGAGGCGGUGGUGACUCUGUGCGACCAGCUGCCCGCCCUCGUGCCCUCCGCCAAAACCACCAAGUGCCUCAUGGACUCGGGAUUCUUCCUCGACGCAUUGGACGUGGACCAACAACCAGCGUUCCGCAAGAGGAUUCAGCAGGUGGCGGAGCUGCAUGACUUUGUCGGCAACCCUCGAUGCAGCAGAGCCACCAACGAGACCAAGAAGUGGCGCUGCUUCUUCCCAGAGUACUCCCUCCCGUUCGUCCGAUCGUCCUUCUUCAUCGUCAACUCACUGUUCGAUGCCAGGGCCCUUACACUUGGUAGGUUGGAGGAUAAAAAACUGAAGGCGUUUCUUACUUGGUCGACCAAGCAUGGAAUCAUGGUGGAUGGCGCUUGGGCCACCAUGAAAGAAGAAGGGGUGUUUUUGCGUGAUGCUGUAGCGAAUUGGUAUUUUUCUCGAUAA
Closterium sp. Naga37s-1 is the source of this 871-nucleotide messenger RNA. Lineage: Eukaryota; Viridiplantae; Streptophyta; Zygnematophyceae; Desmidiales; Closteriaceae. The record is from the annotation of a GenBank genome assembly.